Hibiscus syriacus is the source of this 2460-nucleotide messenger RNA. Its product is annotated as homeobox-leucine zipper protein ANTHOCYANINLESS 2-like. The record is from RefSeq and is a predicted model, not a curated record. Gene Ontology annotation, molecular function: DNA binding; lipid binding; DNA-binding transcription factor activity, RNA polymerase II-specific. Lineage: Eukaryota; Viridiplantae; Streptophyta; Magnoliopsida; Malvales; Malvaceae. Bases 1 to 2460 code for a protein of 819 amino acids. The transcript has 9 exons. Gene Ontology annotation, biological process: regulation of DNA-templated transcription.
AUGAGUUUUGGAGGGUUUCUUGAUAACAGCUAUGGUGAAGGCUUUGGGGGUGCAAGAAUAGUUGCAGACAUCCCUUACAGCAACAACAACAUGUCCGCCGGUGUCGUUGCUCAACCUCGGCUCAUGUCUCCUUCUCUUCCUAAGAACAUAUUCAAAUCCCCAGGCCUAUCUCUUGCUCUUCAGCAACCAAAUAUAGAUAAUCAAGGGGAUCAUGGGACCAGAAUAAUGCGAGAGAAUUUCGAGGUAAGUGUAAGAAGAAGAAGCAUAGAAGAGGAAAAUGAGAUCAGCAGAUCUGGAAGUGAUAACAUGGAUGGAGCUUCGGGUGAUGAUCAAGACGCUGCCGACAAGCCUCCGAGGAAGAAGAGAUACCACCGACACACUCUUCAGCAAAUCCAAGAGCUCGAAGCUCUCUUCAAGGAGUGUCCUCAUCCCGAUGAGAAACAGAGAUUGGAGCUUAGCAGAAGGCUUUGUUUGGAAACCAGACAGGUUAAGUUUUGGUUCCAAAACCGCCGUACUCAAAUGAAGACUCAAUUGGAACGCCAUGAAAACUCUUUGCUCAGGCAAGAGAACGAUAAGCUUCGAGCUGAGAACAUGUCUAUAAGGGAUACUAUGAGGAACCCCAUUUGUACCAACUGUGGGGAUCCGGCGAUUAUUGGUGAUAUAUCACUCGAAGAACAACAUCUAAGGGUCGAGAAUGCUCGUUUAAAGGACGAGUUAGAUCGAGUUUGUGCACUGGCCGACAAGUUUCUGGGGCGGCCCAUUUCGACACUAGCCGCUUCCAUCGCACCUCCAUUGUCGGACUCGAGUUUGGAACUCGGGGUCGGUAACACUGGUUUCGGGGGAUUAAGCACCGUGGCUACAACAUUGCCUGCUUUUGGAAGUGGGAUGACAAAUGCUUUGCCUGCAGUGGUUCCUCCUAAUAGACCAACGACUGCGGUGACUGGUAUUGAUAGAUCGGUGGAAAGAUCAAUGCUUUUGGAGCUCGCUUUGGCUGCAAUGGAUGAAUUGGUUAGGAUGGCACGGACUGGUGAACCACUUUGGGUUAGGAGCUUGGAAGGUGGAAGGGAAAUACUAAACCAAGAUGAGUACUUGAGGACUUUCACUCCUUGCAUUGGCAUGAAAUCAAAUGGCUUUGUGACCGAGGCCUCUCGAGAGUCUGGGGUGGUGAUUAUCAACAGUUUGGCCCUUGUUGAAACUUUGAUGGAUUCGAAUCUUUGGUCGGAGAUGUUUCCUUGUAUGAUUGCUAGAACAUCAACAACUGAUGUUAUAUCUAGUGGUGUGGGAGGAACCAAAAACGGUGCACUUCAACUGAUGCACGCUGAGCUCCAAGUCCUUUCUCCAUUGGUUCCGGUUCGAGAGGUCAAUUUUUUAAGGUUCUGCAAGCAGCAUGCCGAUGGGGUUUGGGCGGUUAUCGAUGUGUCUAUUGACACGAUCCAAGAAACUUCGGGUGCACCCUCGUAUGUGAACUGCAAGAGGCUACCCUCUGGCUUUGUCGUACAAGAUAUGCCCAAUGGAUACUCCAAGGUGACAUGGGUUGAACAUGCGGAAUAUGACGACAGCCAAGUUCACCAACUUUACCGCCCUUUGCUGAGCUCAGGCAUGGCGUUUGGCGCCCGGCGUUGGGUGGCAACCCUUCAACGCCAAUGCGAAUGCCUUGCUAUUCUCAUGUCCUCCACUGUUCCCACCAGAGAUCACACAGGUAUAACUGCUAGUGGGAGACGAAGCAUGUUGAAGCUAGCACAGCGUAUGACGGACAAUUUCUGUGCUGGAGUGUGUGCCUCCACGGUUCAUAAAUGGAACAAGCUGAACGUAGGGAACGUGGAUGAAGACGUAAGGGUUAUGACACGGAAGAGCGUCGAUGAUCCGGGUGAGCCAUCGGGCAUUGUGCUGAGCGCGGCUACUUCGACUUGGUUGCCGGUGUCGCCUCAAAGACUGUUUGAUUUCAUACGCGAUGAACGGCUGAGAAGCGAGUGGGAUAUCUUAUCUAACGGUGGUACGAUGCAAGAGAUGGCUCACAUCGCCAAAGGCCAAGAUCACGGCAACUGCGUCUCCCUCCUCCGUGCAAGUGCCAUGAACACAAACCAGAGCAGCAUGCUGAUAUUGCAGGAGACAUGCAUCGAUGCGGCAGGGUCGCUUGUGGUAUACGCGCCCGUUGACAUCCCAGCCAUGCACGUGGUUAUGAACGGUGGUGAUUCGGCUUAUGUAGCUCUCUUGCCCUCGGGUUUUGCUAUCGUACCGGAUGGUCCAGGCUCUCGUGGUGGACCCACCUCAAAGGAAAAUGCUAAUGGGAACGGUGGCGGAUCUCAGAGAGUGGGCGGGUCACUUCUCACGGUGGCAUUCCAAAUACUGGUAAACAAUUUACCGACGGCCAAGCUCACGGUGGAAUCGGUGGAGACGGUGAAUAAUCUGAUUUCAUGCACCGUCCAGAAGAUUAAAGCUGCGCUUCAAUGCGAAAGCUGA